Messenger RNA from Lachancea dasiensis, 282 nucleotides. The record is from the annotation of a GenBank genome assembly. Lineage: Eukaryota; Fungi; Ascomycota; Saccharomycetes; Saccharomycetales; Saccharomycetaceae.
AUGAAACUUCGGGCACUAAAUAAGGUUACUCACAAUGUUGUCGAUCUAGUCAUUCUGUCUUCAGCGCUGGUCUCUGCACAAAGUAGCGUAACAUGCGGCACCAUCGCUACCGGUGGUACCCUAGAGGCAUCCCCAUAUACUUCCUCCACGGCCACGAUUUUGAAACGAGGAAAAGAGGUGGUCGGGGUGUAUGAAUUUUACCGUUCAGUGACAUAUGUCAGUGAUUGUAACCCAAGCACCCGCUCUGCUACAGACGUGAAUCCUACCAUCACCAUAUACUAG